Molecule: messenger RNA, 435 nt
Organism: Orbilia oligospora ATCC 24927
Lineage: Eukaryota; Fungi; Ascomycota; Orbiliomycetes; Orbiliales; Orbiliaceae
Exons: 2
Coding region: 1-435 (144 amino acids)
Source: RefSeq, a predicted model, not a curated record
AUGUCGGACUCAAACCGGGCUUCGUCGUCACGAGAGGACAGUCAACGAUCAGACUUUGCGACAGCCGUCGUGUUGUCCACAUUGCGAAACGAUGAAAACUUGAACCCCGCACCCCUAAUACCGGUAAUCUCAUCCUCUGCAGUUGCGGACGCCAAUUUAAUCCCUAAGACUGCAGAAGAAUAUGAGUACUUGAGAUGCCCAAAAUUAAAGGGCAAAACCACUAUGGUGCAAAUCCGGCAGGAACUUGGAAUUCCGGGAUCGCCUGAUCCAAUUCAAGGUCCAGUCAAUGACUAUAAGUGGAAAUCGCUUUCUGCAAGUAGAAAUUCACAUGACUUUAUUAAUGAACUCGAUAAAGACCCGAACCUGGACCUUAACGAUGAUAGUGUGUCUUCGAUGGUAAAAAUCUGUCAGGCUCUUGAACAAUCGAAGAUCUAG